Messenger RNA from Formica exsecta, 1249 nucleotides. It is a transcript of the gene tll, whose product is annotated as nuclear receptor subfamily 2 group E member 1. Gene Ontology annotation, molecular function: zinc ion binding; nuclear receptor activity; RNA polymerase II cis-regulatory region sequence-specific DNA binding. The coding region runs from base 41 to 1231 and encodes 396 amino acids. The record is from RefSeq and is a predicted model, not a curated record. Lineage: Eukaryota; Metazoa; Arthropoda; Insecta; Hymenoptera; Formicidae. Gene Ontology annotation, biological process: anatomical structure development; cell differentiation; positive regulation of transcription by RNA polymerase II. The transcript is spliced from 4 exons.
UUGAUCCUCGCUAAGAGUGACCGUUGUGUAGUGACGAAGAAUGCAGAAUCAGGAGUCGCAGUUGCCGCACAUGCCAGUGCCACCGCCAAAGAUGCCGGCUUCUUCAAGUCGCAUCCUUUACGAUAUACCUUGUAAAGUUUGCCGAGAUCACUCCUCGGGAAAGCAUUAUGGCAUAUUCGCAUGCGAUGGAUGCGCUGGCUUCUUUAAACGAUCGAUUAGGAGGAAUCGGCAAUACGUGUGCAAGGCGAAGUCCGAAGGGGGUUGCAUGGUGGAUAAGACACAUCGGAAUCAAUGCCGAGCCUGCAGGCUAGCAAAGUGCAUUCAAGCCGGCAUGAACAAAGACGCCGUGCAACACGAACGAGGCCCGCGGAAUUCAACAAUUCGUAGACAAAUGGCGCUAUACUUCAAAGAACCUGAAAUGAUGGCCAGCCUAGUGGCGCCGUCGACAGCUUUAGAUCUCGCUUUACCCAAAGCGCCGACAGAAUCACGCGUUCCUGUGCCUGGACCAUCGCCUCAUCCUCCCCUCACGCAUCCUGCAUAUUGCAACGCGUUGGCAAUGUCAAAGAUGCCACCAAAUAUAGCAAAUUUACACGCAAUGCCAAUAAUCCCUCCGAUCGCCGCCGAGUCUAUGUGCGAGCAAGCAGCGAGAUUGCUGUUUUUAAACGUUCACUGGGCACGGGAUUUGGCGGCGGGCACGAAUCUCGUCAUAGAUGAUCAACUGACGCUACUCGAAUCUUCCUGGCGCGAACUCUUCUUACUGGCCGCGGCGCAAAUGCUGCCGGCCCUGGACCCCACGCCCUUGCUACCGCCUCAGGGUAUCGGGCUGGCGAUCGAGGUGACUCGUUUUCGCGAGACUCUGGCUGGUUUCAACGCGAUGAAUCUAGACCAGCACGAAUUUGCCUGUAUUAGGGCGAUAGUGCUUUUUAAGGCCGGUCUGGACAGCGAGCCGAUGUCCAGCGGCCGCAGCACUAGCAGCUCCAACUCACCCAGUCCCGGAAAUCGACUUAGAGAUCCGGCCUCCGUAGCCCGGUUGAGAGACAGUGCGCAGCUGGCGCUGGGACAGCGACUCAGUGGGGCCUCUUUCGGGGCCCUCAGAUUCGGCAAAUUGCUGUUAUUGCUGCCCAGCUUGCGCUCCGUAUCCACACACGCUAUCGAGGAACUCUUCUUCAGGCGGACCAUCGGUAUUAUCCCGAUCGAGAGGAUCAUCUGUGACAUGUACAAGGCGUCGUAACGUCGUGAAAGCGUCCAG